Molecule: messenger RNA, 231 nt
Organism: Paramecium sonneborni
Lineage: Eukaryota; Ciliophora; Oligohymenophorea; Peniculida; Parameciidae
Source: the annotation of a GenBank genome assembly
AUGGGAGCAUAGUAAUGUUGUGGCUCAUAAAUGGUUAUUCAGGCUUCUCAAUCAUUUUCUAAUUAAAUGUCUCAGGAAAUUUAAUUUACAAAUGAUAUUGAUGUAUUCAGAAAAGCUGUCAUUUAACCAAUUAAACCUUUACCUCUCAACAGGCUCGAAAGUCUAAAAGAAGUUAUGGAUGAUGAUAUUGAUGAUAUUUUAAAUCAUUUUAAUGAAUUAGAAAAAGAAUGA